Molecule: messenger RNA, 621 nt
Organism: Acaulospora morrowiae
Lineage: Eukaryota; Fungi; Glomeromycota; Glomeromycetes; Diversisporales; Acaulosporaceae
Source: the annotation of a GenBank genome assembly
GAAUGGGAGGUGGAUGCCAUAAAGAGACUUCAAAUAUUAGGAGUAAUUGGUAGGUGGAAACAUUCUUCGACGUCAAAUGGCACGAAUAAAUCAAUUCAAACAUCUCCAUUAAAUAUAGAAAAUGAUUCGGGGAAAAAUAACAACACUCAAGAUGAAAUUGAAUUUUGGAAAGCUCCCAAUUCAAAUAAGUAUGCAGGUGUAGCUAUAUUUCAGAACGCGGGUGAAAAUAUCAGUUUUCAAUCAAUGUCGAGUAACACACCAACCGAUCGAAUCAGCACUUACGAAAAAACAUCUUUAUCAACGCCAUCACCUGAGACAGUGACUAGUGGCUCCAACAAUUGUUUAACCCCCACGAAUGGUGAACGAAUAUCAACACCAAGAAAACAAGAAAUCAACACAAACGAAUUGGUUUCGCUUCUCAAAGAUCACAUGGUUCGUCAAGAUAGAAGGUUGUUGGCAUCACAAAAAGAAAUCCAGUAUCUACGCACGACUUCUGGUCGCAGUACAAGUGACCUGCAAACUGUAACGGCCUUUGUCAAAACUUUGCAAAAAGAGAAUGAAAAUUUGAAAUCUCAGAUUCACUCUGCGACUCAAAUGGAAUUUGAAUCCUUGAGAAACAAU